CCCAACUGAACGACAUGCAACAGCUGAAUCCGCGAUUCCACUCCAUGCUGCGACUGCCGCUCCAGGCUCUCAGGAAGUUCUCCAGCAUGAAGACGCGCCCGCGGCUAGACUACCGCAACAAGCUCAUCCUGGCGCCCAUGGUGCGCGUGGGCACGCUGCCCAUGCGCCUGCUGGCCCUGGAGAUGGGCGCGGACAUCGUUUACACGGAGGAGCUGGUGGACCUCAAGCUGAUCAAGAGCAUUCGGCGGCCCAACCCUGCCCUUGGCACGGUGGACUUUGUGGACCCCUCGGACGGCACAAUCGUUUUCCGCACCUGCACCCAGGAAACCUCCCGCUUGGUCCUCCAGAUUGGCACCAGCGACGCCGAGCGAGCUCUGGCCGUGGGCCAGCUGGUGCAGCGAGACAUCUCGGGGCUGGACAUCAACAUGGGCUGCCCCAAGGAGUUCUCCAUCAAGGGCGGCAUGGGCGCCGCCCUGCUCUCCGAUCCCGACAAGGCGGCCCUUAUACUGCGCACCCUGUGCUCCGGCCUGGACAUUCCGGUCACCUGCAAGAUCCGCAUCCUGCCGGACGUGGAGGAGACCAUCGAUCUGGUCCAGAAGCUGGCCGCCACGGGCAUUGCAGCGAUUGCCGUUCAUGGCAGGACGCGGGAGGAGCGACCACAGCAUGCCGCCCACCCGGAUGUGCUGCGCGCCGUGGCCGAGGCCGUGGACAUACCGGUCAUCGCGAACGGCGGAUCGAAGAACAUGAACAGCUACGAGGAUCUGCGGAAGUUCCAGGUGGAGUGCGGCGCCGCCAGCGUGAUGGUGGCCCGGGCGGCCCAGAUCAAUGUGAGCAUCUUCCGGCCGGAGGGGCUGCUGCCCAUGGACGAGCUGAUCGAGAAGUACCUGCGCCUGUGCGUCGACUACGACAAUGCGCCGCACAACACCAAGUACUGUGUGCAGAGCAUCCUGCGCGAGCUGCAGGAGACGCCGCGCGGCAAGCGCUUCCUGCAGUGCCAGACGCUGCAGCAGAUCUGCGAGAUCUGGCAGCUGGGCGACUACUGCCGGCGGAAGCAGCGCGAGCUGAAGACGCUGGGCAACUCGGGGCGGGCGGAGGUGGAGCCGCCGGAGGCGCAGGCCAAGCGGCAGAAGCUGGAGGAGGCGGCGACUGCCAUUUCGGACGAGUACGCCGGCGUCAUUUGCCGCAACAUGCCCUUCCUGCGCUCCACCUAUCCAAGUGAUAACCAUCUGCCGAAGACACAGCUCUAUGUGCAUGCCGCCAGGGUUGGCAAAUCCCCGCCAGCCUACGAGACGCAGCAGUGCGACAAGCUGUUCCGCUCCAUUUGCACCUACGACGGGCAGCGCUACAGCAGCUCCUUCUGGGAGAAGAACAAGAAGCAGGCGGAGCAGGGCGCCGCCCUGGUGGCCCUCCUCCACCUCGGCCAGCUGGAGGCGGAGGUGCUGCGCGACAAUGGCAGCCUACUUAACUGAGGAGCGGCUGCUGCUCAGCCAUGUACAUGGUGCCGACUCGGCUAUGAACGAAAUACUUCAUUUUGUUUGAUUUCGCAUUGCCUUAAGUGUUGAUAGUGCUUGAAUGCCAGAGUUACUUGGACAACAGCCGUUGUAUAUUUUUAAAUAUUAAAAAAGGAAUAAAGUUAUGACUAUAUGAGCUACAAGAGCAA
Molecule: messenger RNA, 1660 nt
Organism: Drosophila biarmipes
Lineage: Eukaryota; Metazoa; Arthropoda; Insecta; Diptera; Drosophilidae
Gene: Dus2
Product: tRNA-dihydrouridine(20) synthase [NAD(P)+]-like
Exons: 3
Coding region: 15-1469 (484 amino acids)
Biological process (GO): tRNA dihydrouridine synthesis
Cellular component (GO): cytoplasm
Molecular function (GO): tRNA dihydrouridine synthase activity; flavin adenine dinucleotide binding; tRNA binding
Source: RefSeq, a predicted model, not a curated record